This is a messenger RNA of Octopus bimaculoides (California two-spot octopus), 884 nucleotides long. RefSeq names its product mast cell protease 1A. Lineage: Eukaryota; Metazoa; Mollusca; Cephalopoda; Octopoda; Octopodidae. Gene Ontology annotation, biological process: proteolysis. The record is from RefSeq and is a predicted model, not a curated record. Gene Ontology annotation, molecular function: serine-type endopeptidase activity.
UUCAACAACUCUUAUAAGAAAACUAUAAAUAUGACACCAAACCAUACUAUGACAAACACGAAAAUGGAGCGAAUAAUCCUAGCCGUUCUUCUGACAUUGAUUGCAAGCUGCUCAGCCAGGCCCAAUGAGCAGAUAGUUGGUGGAAGUAAUGCUUUGAAUUGUGAAUUUCCACACAUGGUGUAUAUUGAUAUUAAACUGAGAGACAGAGAUUCAUUUUGUGGUGCUACUUUGUUAUCAGAUAAAUGGGUUUUAACAGCUGCUCAUUGCCUUGAUGGUGAUGUGAUCGGUGUUGACGCCCAUAUUGGCUCAACAAACAAGAAGAAUGCUUCACAAGUCAUUAAAGCCAGACAAUGGAUCCCUCAUCCUGAAUACUCACUGACUCAUACUGUUGUUCAUGAUGUUGCUGUUUUGGAACUGUCUCAAAAAGUACGUUUAGGCAGAUGUGUUUCUCCACUUAAACUCCCAAACAAAGGAGACACCUAUUAUGGUACAUGUACUGCCGCCGGAUGGGGUCAAACAGGAAAUCACGGAAUUUUCCCAGAUAAACUACAGAGAACUAGGAUUAACAUAAUCCCAACAAGUGAAUGCCAGAAACAGGCAGCUGGUAUUACUGCUGAACAACAUAUUUGUGUUGGAGAUAAUAAAGACAAAGGCAAAAACGUCUGUGGUGGAGAUUCUGGUGGUGGUCUCGUCUGCCGAAGGAAAUCUGACAAUGCCUACGUCGUUGCUGGUAUUGCUUCCUAUGUUUUUGACUGCGACAAAGGAUUUGGAGUCUAUGCCAAUGUGGCCAAUUUCCUUGACUAUAUCAAGGCAUACAUGAGCUUGUAGAUGUUCAAAAAUAUAUUUAUUAAAAUAACGCCAACGAAAUAAAAUAUAUAGAAAUA